Messenger RNA from Brassicogethes aeneus, 6798 nucleotides. NCBI's taxonomy places the organism in Eukaryota, Metazoa, Arthropoda, Insecta, Coleoptera, Nitidulidae. The record is from the annotation of a GenBank genome assembly.
AUAGACUAUAAUUAUUAUAAUACUAUAAUUAAUAGUAUUAUUUCUAUGCUAAUCCCUAACUACAUUUAAAAUUGAUUUUUAUACAGCGCCAUCUAUGUCGUUUUAUUUGUAGUAGGUGGGUUGUAGUUUUCUUUAAAUUGGUAGUGGGGGCGGAAGGAGUGAGAUGGCGACGUUGCAGCUGUCAUUCGAAGGAAAAUCUGUUGUCAAAGUUUGUAAUUUUUUUCCGUGGUUGAUAAUUAAAGAUGCAGCGCCGAAGCGCCGGGUAGCGUCCAGCUUAAGGAUUUCAGGCGAAAACGUUGUGUUUGCUCGUGUUUUGUUUGUGUACGUCGUUCGAUUGUUUGAUUUGUGAAUCGAGGUAGCUUCGCGCCGUUAUUAACGGAGUAGGCGCCGGUCGCCAUGUUGAUUUGUCUAUACAAGCCAUCAUGGGUUAGUUGAUUGUUCGAGUAAGAGUGCUUGAUUUUUGAGGAAAAAAUAAUGCAUUUGGUGCGUUGAGGGAGUAAAGUACGGUGUGAUUCGCGUUUAGAGCAGUUUUCGUGGUGUUGUGUUUGUGGACAAUGUUCUGCGCAUUUAUAUCGGUCAUAGAGGAGCUAUGUUGAGUUAGGUAUAGCUGCUGGGAGUCGACUGCGAAAAGUAUCUUUUAACCACCCUGAUAUCGGGGUCGCGCUUAACAUCAUGCACCGAAUACGUCGCGGUUAAAUCACGUGAAUCACGAAAAUCGCGAAUCUCAUACUCAAAAUGGCCAAAAUUCUGGACAAGGACCCGGCCACGUACUGCAAGGAACGCGACGGGUUCCUCAGGGACCUCCAACACUUUCACGAAACCAAAGGAACCCCCUUCAAGAGGUGUCCCACCCUGGGCGGACGAGAAGUGGACUUAUUCCUAUUAUAUUCAGUGGUAACAGCCGCAGGAGGAUGGAUUAAGGUCAACACAAAGAACACAUGGGUGGAUAUUCUGUCCCAUUUCAAGGUCCCGACUCAUUGCGUUAACGCCAGCGUCGCGCUCAAACAAAUUUAUUUAAGGUAUUUGGACCGUUGGGAGAAGGUGCAUUUUCUUGGAGAAGACGGUGAAAGAGGAAGCGACGAUGAUGAAGAGAGCAGGCAUAAGCGCUGGUCCGCAAGAGCCCUUCAUUCGGUACCUUACACAUACAACUAUACCCAACAUAAUAUUGCCGAAUCGAACCGCGACUACAACCACAUGUCGACCAACCUGUACAAGGGCUCCGAUUACGACCGCCUGGCCCUAUCCCUAAUCUCCCCGCUGCCCAACGAACAAGACUUCGCAAUAAACGUGUGCACCCUGCUGUCGAACGACGGAAAGCACACGCUGAAACUGGAAAAGCACCCUAGAAUAAUCAAUUUCCUUCUCGGACACGCCGGAGUGUUCCAUCACGAGUCCCUUCGGGAGAUAUUCGUGCAGAACUACUCGAAAGUGAGGAAGCACUCGGUGCACACCUUUUGGAGGGACGUGGUGGAGAGCAAGGAGUACCUGGACUUGACUUUGGAGGGCAAAUUCGUGAGUAAAGUCGAGAUAAAGGAGGUGGGCACGAACUUUUUGAGCGAGGAUAUAUUGAAGCUAACCAAUGUCGUCCCCAUGGAGGUGGACAGCGUCAGCAUUGAGGACGAUUUCGAUAGCGAUUGCGAAAUUGUGUCCACUUCUUCUGGCGGUAACAAGGUUAAGCUGAAAUUGAACGAUGAAGACGAUCAGUUAUUUUGCUUGAAGAGAAGUGUGGGUACGCAGGAUUAUAUUGGGCAAAGGGUUGUGCAGAUUGCCACGAUUUUGAGGAACUUGAGUUUUAUCGAGGAGAAUUUGAGUGUGCUGUCGAAGAAUCAGUGUUUUUUGAGGUUCAUACUGUUGUGCGCUAGUUCUCAGUGGAGUUCGUUGAAGAAUCUGGGCUUGGAUAUGUUGGGUAACCUCGCAAGUGAAUUCAGUCUGAAGGAUGUUUCAAACGACAUACUUUCGACCGCUUUAAUUAAAAUCAUCGUUAGAGGUUUGGAGAGCGAGGACAGGAACUUGUGUAUAUCAUCCUUGGAGGUGCUCAAUAAACUCGGCCAGAACGAGAACAACGAGGACAUUCUUCUCAACACGUUGGAGUGCAGCAUCUACAAGAAAGUUUGCUCUUUCCUGACGAUACACGACGUCAUGCUCCUGAUAUACACCCUCGAGUGUCUGUACUCUUUGAGCUCGUUGGGCGAGAAAUCCUGCAACUUCAUAGUGAUAAACCACGGCGUCAUAGACACCCUGGUGUCUCUGGUGACCGUCGAGGGCAAAAGUUACGGUCCCAAAGCCUGCAUAGGGAUGAAACUGGUGGAGACGGUGACCGGCGUGGCGACAGCGGCUCAGAAUCAGCAGCAGCAGCAGCAGCAGGGGCAGCAACAGGCGCAAGGUGGCGCUGUUGCCGGUGCUUCGGGGGUCGCUGUCAGCGCAGCAACGCCCCUGGCGGCGGCGACGCCGGUUAAAGUGUCGCCGCAGCCGGCGACGCCCGUCAGACAAGUCCAGAUUGCGCCGCAGAGGCUCAUUGCCGUCACCCCAAUGUCAACUCCUUCUGUCCCCGCGGCGGCCGUGGUGCAAACCCCGACGUCGAUCGCCGUCUCGUCGGCGAGCGUCGUCGCAGCCAGCUCCGUCCUGACGCCUCAGCAGGCCAUCCAGCAGCAGCACGCGCACCAGCAGGCCAUCCACGAGAACGAGCAGUUCGCUUUGGCGUGGCUGAGGGCGACGUACGAGCCGGCCGUCAACGGCAGGAUCGACCAUCAGGAGCUCUACAAGCACUACUUGAACAGCUGCUCGAAAAUCGGCAGGAAGGGGGUCAUAUCGCCGCUGCAUUUCCCCAGAUGUGUCAGGUCUGUGUUCGGAGGAACCGUCGGACCGAACCCCAUGAAGCCAGUAAACCCCUUGGACCCGCAGUACUACGACGGCAUUAAGGUGCGCCCCACCCCCCUCAUUAUAAGUAUUCCCAACUCCGCCCCCGCCCCCGCCGCCGCCCCUCCGAAAUCCGGCAACCCUUUGGCGGCGGUCCGCAAGAAACCUCAAAGCAUCCAACCCGCCCCCCCUCCUGCCGCUGCCUCCCCUUCGGAGACCCCCUCCGCGGACGGUUUGCCUCCCGCCUCCCCCAUCCUGAAAGCGCAGCUGAGCGCCCCUCCCAAACAGCAACAGCCGGCAACGCAGCUGAAAGACGGCAACGCUGCUGCUGCUGCGAGCGAUUCGAAAAGUCAGGCAAUGGCGCAUCCGCACUUGAGCCAAGCUUUGCUAGGGACGAGCAGCGCGACGUCUACGACGACGCUGACGACGCCUACGACGACGCUGACGACGCCUUCAGUGGCGUCGGUUCAGCAACAGGUCGCGCCGAAGGAAGGUCAAAGUAGCACGUCGCUGAUUAAAAGUCUUUUGGCUAAUAAGGUAAACGAUUGCAUGUCGACGGUGAGCAUGAAGACAACCGACUGCCAAAAUGUAGCUCAGGUCGCAGCUAGGCAACAACAGCAACGCCUUCUGGCGCAGCAAAACGCGCCUGCAUCGCAAACGUCAACGCCAUCUGACGGCCAAAAAGGCAACAAAACGAACGAAACCCCCAAGGCGUCGAGACUGAACGGCGCCCGGCAAUUGUUCAACGACAACGACGUGGCGGACAAUUCGGUGUCGUCGACGACGCAAUUCACCAGCGCAAUAAAAGGCAAGAAGGAGCCGCCCCAGCCGCCGCCUCCGCCAUUAGCGCCGCUAAGCAACAACUUGAAGAAGGUGAAGUGCGAGAACGAGGACUCGAACAACUCUCUCUCGGUGGGGACGGUGGGGAUAGGCGGGAUAUCGAGCACGGAGGACGGGGGGGACAACUCCCUGACGUCCUUCGAGGGUUUGCUGAACGGGGUGCCGAACGUCGACGCGCAGAUGAACAACGAGGACGACGAUUUGAAGGAGUUGGUGAACAUAGGCGGCAACAACGAGAUCCUCAUGAACAAACCGUUGCGGUUGGCUGAUCUGCUCGAGAAGAAGUUCGAGAAGAGUCCGCCCGUGUUGAACGGCGCGUUGGGUAAGGACCUGCGGUUGGGCAACAGGACCGGCUUAGAUUUGGUGGAGAACCACAUCGAGAAAGCGCUGAGGGACAGCGAGUGCCACACGGUGAAAUCGGAGGGCAUCAAAAUCGACGUGGACGAGGAUGUAAUAGAGGAGCACGUAAUCAGUAUUGACGAGGACAAGAAGCUGAGCCUUAAGAGGGCCGCGACGGAGGAAAUCGUGGAGUUGGAAAGCAAAAAGCCGCUGCUGAGCAACGUGAACGGCUCGAACCCCUCGAACACAGCUUCGACAGCUGCGGCGAAGCUGUUUGCCGAUUUGGCUGCCGAUAUUUUGGAGGACGAGGACGAAGAGCAGCUUCUGCAGGAAGCCAGCGCCCCUACCAUCUCUAUUGACGCUUCGGGCGCCGUGCAGGUGACUCCUGCGGCGCAGCCGAGUGCGCAGCCGCACCAGCAGCUGAUCGCGCCCGCGCAGCAGCAGCCGCAGAGGAUCGUGGUCAGCCAGGCGCAGCUGCAGUCCACUCCGAUCAAGAGCGGCCAGACUGUCAUCGUUAACGCGGGCCAGCAGCGGAACCCGAUGCUCAUACAGCAGUCAAAUCCGCAGUUUCUGCUGUCGUCGUCGGGCAUUCAGGGAUUACAAGGUCAAGUUCAGCUGGUGGCCGGUUCGACGCCUGGGCAGUACGUGCUGCAAACAAGCGGCUCUCAGGGCUACGUGGUGGCGCAGCCGCAAACGGCGGUCGUGCACGGACAGCAGCAAACGGUUUUGGUGGCGCAAACCUCGCAACAGCAAGGCACCGGCGCCAAGACCAUCAUCAUCUUGCAACAGCAACCGAACAACGUCACGCAGCACCAAAAGGUGAUGGUGACGCCGCAGGGUCAACAGGUGGUCGUAACUCAAGUUCCUAGGCCGGUGAUGGCGUCGGUGUCGACGAACAACGCCGUCUCGGCGCAGCAGGGCGCCAAGACGUCGAUGGUGAUGGCAACGUCGAAACUGACUACGCCCGCCACCGCCAACGGCGUCGUAGUCGUGACGGAGAAGAAGGAGGAGCAGCCCAAAAUACCAAAGAUUGUCAGGGACUUGACCACGGCGUUCGUAUGCGAGUGGGGCACAUGCAACAUUGAUACUAAGUUUAAGUCGGCCAAUCAGGUGUAUUUGCACGCUUGCGAGGCGCAUUGUCCGCAAGGAAACGAAGAGGUGGUUUGUCAGUGGGACCGAUGCGAUACGAUGAAACGGAAAAGGUUUUCCUUGAUGACCCACCUGAACGAUAAACAUUGCAAUCCCGAGGCGAUGAAACAAAAUCUCGUUCGACGGAAAAAAGAGGCGCAGGGCGGCAAGGUGGAGCCGCCGGCGCCCGCCCCCACCACUCCUCAUCCGGGAUACGCCCCCGACGCCGCUUUGCACGCCAUCAAGCGGCAUGCGCUUGAAUUUGUCAAUCCCAAGGAACUGCAAACGCAAAAGUCAUCAAAACACACGACCGUAAUGUCGACGGUCACGACUCGUCCAGGACCGGUUCAGCCCGAACAGGAUGACAAUGAGGGCCCAGUGACAAAAAGUAUUCGUUUAACAGCAUCUCUAAUUUUAAGGAAUCUCGUUAUAUACAGCACUACUUGUAGAAGGUACUUAAAGGGUUAUGAGUCCCAUUUGGCGAACGUAGCGUUAAGUAAUGUGGAGUCGUCUCGAACAAUCGCCCAAAUUCUCUACGACAUGAACGAAAACUCGAACCACAGGUGACCGAAGAAGCAACGGGACGUUUUUGUCUAUGUAACUAAAGUAAAGCCGGAUAAGGACACCCAGUGAAAAUUAUUGUGAAUAAAUCUAAAAAAUUGACUAAUUAUGUAAAUUAUUUUAAGUGGAAAGUGUUAAAAUGUACAAAUAUUAGUGUUUAGGUACUAAAAUGCCUAAUUGUUAUUUUUAUAUUAUUUACUAUUUACUAGUGUAAACCAAGCUUAAAAACUAUGCAAAUUUGUUUUUUUCUUCUGUUUUUUUUGGAUUAAGUCUUCAAACAUAGUAAAUAAACAUGAACGAUUUUUAUAUAUCUGUGCAAUUUUUCUCUCUGUAAAUAAAAUCACACACUUGUUUUAUCAAAAACAUUGGUUGUUAAAAAAGGUAAGUUCAAUAAUAAUUAUUAUUUUAAUCUACUUUUUUUGUCUCUAUAGUAUGUUCAAAUUCUAAUACCAACCCAAUCUUGCUGAGGUUUUGAAUGUAUUAUACUUAUUGGCUUUUACAAUUUAGUGUAUUAUAUUUUUAAAUUUAAUUCCACAGCCAAUGUUUUUAUACUGCAUCUGAACAAACAAAAUUCAUUUCCUGGCCAUCAAAACAUAUUCUUUGUGAUAGAUCUUUAACAAAUGCACCAUUAUUUAAAUAAUCAGUAUUAAACUUAAAAACAAGACUCAUUCUUGGUGUAAAUAAACAAAUAAAUAAUUUUUUAAAUGUAUUUCACUUUAUAGUCGGUUUUUAUCAGGAAUCUGACAAUUUUUGACAUUGGUAGCACUGUAUUUUAAUUUAAAUUUUUUUACCGUUUUGAGAAAAAUGUUAAUUUUAUUAGAUUCCUCAUACAAAAUUGACUCAAUAACAUUUAUUUAAUUUCAUGACAUAUUAUCAUUGCAAAUGAUAAAACAAAUUUUAGUUGCUUUUAAGGUGGUCUUUUUAAUUUUAAAUAUAGUUUUUGAAUUGUCUUUUUACUAUUGUUCAUUUUUUAAACGACUGAAUUUUGUGUGAAUUGUAAUUUUUGUAUCUAUAACCACCUUAAACCUGUAAAAUGUUUACACCUUUAAAGAAAAUAAAUGCAUUUAAUGUAGC